UAGGGUUUGUUUUUAGGAGACCAAUUGCACUUUUUAAAGACAACUUUUAUUUUACCACAAAAUGCAGAACUGCAGAAAAAUAUUACCGAAAAUUAUUAUUUGUGCUGAAAUACCCAACAAAUAAUAAAAACUCUAUAUGGUUACCAUUUUGAUGUUGAUGAGACAUUUUGAUUUAUCACAUUUUUCUAGGAUUUUUCUGUGGCCAAGAAUUAGCAGAUCUUGCAUUUAGUAUUUUCCCCUCCCUCAUUUACGCUGAUCACCAUUAGGGAUCCAUACCGUGAAUUUUUUAAGUUUGGACAUUUCUGCCUUUUGGAGCUUAGACUCUUAUUUAAAAAAUAGGAUUGAAAUUUUUAUUUGUUUAUAUUUAAAAACUUUUUUUUCUCUUACACUUUUUUUUUUUUCAGGUGCCUGGGCCAGUCAUGCCUGAGACAGCCUGUACAAGAAGACCUCUUCCUAUUGCAGGCACAGAGGAUUUCAAAUGGCCUCUUAGCCACUAUGGAAAACAAUUAGCAUCAAAUGAUUGUGUCACGGGGUGCCGAUCGGACGCGUGACAGUUGCAGCACCUGUCAGUUAACUGUCUACAUGCCACAAUCACUAUUGAUCACAGCAUGGAAAGGGUUAAACUGCAGGGAUGGGACGAACAUCUGAUGCUGGCACUUGCUGGCGAGUGUCGGCUGUAAAAUUCAGCUGAAAAAUGCUGCAUAUAAAGAAGGCUGAGCUCAUGAAUCAAUUACAGCCUAGCGCUGCAAAAAAUGUAAUUGGUUAACGAACACUGAAAUAGUCUGCGCCACCAACAGUUAGGGCUGGGCGGUAUGACCGAAAAUGUGUAUCACAGUAUUUUUUUGGAGUUGAAUGAAAAUUGCUGAAUUCGCUGUAUAAGGAUGUAACUUGGAUCUGUAAUCACUGGGUACACACACACACAAAAAAAAAAGAGCCUGCGGGGGUUAGGCUUCAGUGGCGCAUAAAGAGACCCGCUCACCUCCCCCCGAAGAUUCUCAAGUCCUAGCGAAAAAUCUGAAUAAUCAAGAAAGGGAGCAAGCCGCAGGGGCAGAAUAUAGAUGAGACAGGGGAGCUCAGCCAGCCGGCUCCCUGCCUCCAAUGCACACUGGAACGCAAUAUGAAUAAAACUAUUAACAUACUUAGGACUGCACAGAAGCCACCAAUAAAAGCUGGUAAGCUAUUUCCUGCUGGAGACAGAGCGGCAAGCUGUCUAGUUGAAGAUUACUCUAGGCCUUCUACUCCUCCUGUUGUACAAAAGUUUCUUAACUCAAGACGCCCCAAUCCAGGUGUACGGACAGUUUUCUAUGGCAAAGCUAAUGACCCUAGGAAGGAAAACUAUAUUAUUCAUGGUGUGAGCACUCGUCCUUCUUUAAGUGCUGGUUCAUUGAUAAAUGUGCCAUUAAAAACACUGUUCCAACAAAAACUACUGGAGAAGAAAGAAUCACUAUAUUCCAUUGCCAGGCGGACUCCUCUUGGGAAAUCUCAUGAUCAAGCAGCAGCAUUCCCAACUAACAUCAACUUUAAUGAAACUACAUUUGGGCAAAAAUGUCCACGCAGUUUAUCAGCAGAUGUUCUUAUUAAUCCUUCUAAAAGCUUGCAAGAAAUAGAGGAAGAAUCAUGCAAAGGACAUGAUCUUUAUGUGGUUACCCAUAAUGAUUAUGAUGUUGGUGAGAUAAGAAACAGGAAAUAUGACUGGACAAAAUAUAAAAAGGACAAUAGGUUUGGAAUUGAGACACCUCACUUCAACGAUGGCAGAAAAGUUGCACGAAGCUUAAGAUGGCUUCAAGGAUUUCAAAAGAAUAAUGAAGCCACCAUAGUUUCAAAGAGAGUUGAUGAUUUCCGGGAGCGCUCACAACAUCAACUUGGGAAAGUUUUGGACCCGAUUGCAGAUACUUUGAACGUUUCUUCUGAUCAUACUUUUGGUAUUCUGUAUCAACCUGAAAAAUACGGAGUCGGAGAUAUUCUUCACUACAGAGCCCCCAAAGAUUGUCUACGUGGUAAAGAAAGGCAAAGGGCUGAAUUGGCAACUGUGCAGCAACAGCUAAAGAAAGCAAACCAUCAUACUUUUACCUCACUUCUGGAAGCUUUCAAGCAUUAUGACAAGAAUGGUGAUGGAAAAAUCGAUAAGGAUGAUUUAAAAAAGACCUGCAAACAAUUUGGCCUUGGUUUGGACAAUGAUCUUUUUGACUCUUUAAUAGAAUAUUGUGAUGUAGACAAAGAUGGCUUGAUCAACUUCAUUGAGUUUGCAAACUUCCUUAACUGGAAAGAUAACAUGCCAAUUGGAAAACAAGCUUCACUUGAAGGUUAUCUGAAACCUGAAGAUCUCGUUUUGGAAGAAGGAGCAUCAGAGAAAACACUUAGGACACUUUCAAGGGGACAUCAAAGUCCAGAAUAUUACCAGACCUCAUCUUCUAGGAUCAAUGCGACUAUUGGAAGUCCAGGAUCUUCUUGCUAUCGCACCUAUGGCAUACCUACUGUUCGAACAGAUCUUGCCCCUCCUAGAUUACGCAGGAUCAGCGAUAGAAUUAAUUAUGGGGAUGAGUCAGAUGUUUUUGGUUUGUUGUGUCCGUCCAUCUUUACUGAACAUAUGGUCUAUGAACGCGAUCUUUUUAAAUCACGACCAAAGGAAGAGAUUGCACAGAUUCUACACAAUGUUGGCAUUAAUAUUCCUGAUAACACUUUUGAAGAGCUAUGGAAACUGGCUGCAAAGAGACAUCCAAGAGGAGAAGUUUCCGUAGAGUCAAUGAGGAAUGUUUUACAUGAUGUGCAGUCAAACACCAAAAUGUACUCAAUUGCUUGAAUUAAAAUGCACUACAUUUAUCUUUACUCUGGAAAUGCAUGUCUUACCCAAUUUAUUUUCUUAUUGUUAAUGUAUUUCAAUUGAACGUUAUGGAGAAUCAAUUAUGUGCAUGUUAAAUAUAUUUUAUUAGUUGUUUU
This is a messenger RNA of Hyla sarda, 2937 nucleotides long. It is a transcript of the gene EFHB, whose product is annotated as EF-hand domain family member B. The record is from RefSeq and is a predicted model, not a curated record. The coding region runs from base 1118 to 2800 and encodes 560 amino acids. NCBI's taxonomy places the organism in Eukaryota, Metazoa, Chordata, Amphibia, Anura, Hylidae. The transcript has 15 exons. Gene Ontology annotation, molecular function: calcium ion binding.